Molecule: messenger RNA, 1734 nt
Organism: Pyrus x bretschneideri (Chinese white pear)
Lineage: Eukaryota; Viridiplantae; Streptophyta; Magnoliopsida; Rosales; Rosaceae
Product: COP9 signalosome complex subunit 3
Exons: 11
Coding region: 248-1519 (423 amino acids)
Biological process (GO): ubiquitin-dependent protein catabolic process
Cellular component (GO): COP9 signalosome
Source: RefSeq, a predicted model, not a curated record
CCGGAGUAACUCAAUUUCAGGAGCAUUUGUCAUAAAACCCGACCUCUGUACAACCGAGUUUUACUCCUCGAACCUUCCCCGCUCAACUCAGCUAAAUGGGCGAAUCGAUCCCCGUGUUUCAUUGAUCGUGUUUCGAAUCGAAUCGUACACCAAAAACACACACACCCAAACCCAGAGCGAGCUCCCGAAGCUUUCUCUCUCGUCUCCGCUCCCGGGUUCUCAGAAAUCGGAAACUCGACCGGAAACCAUGGAACCCGUGCAAGCUCUGGUGGCGAACAUCCAAGGGCUUUCGAGCUCAGACGACAUCCCGCACCUUCACGCCCUUCUGAAGCAAGCGCAGGAGUCGCUCUACGCCGAGUCGACUCGGUUGCUUCCCGUUCUCGACCAGCUCGACCCUGCCAAGCACUCUCUCGGAUACCUCUACAUCCUGGAGGCAUGCUCAUCUGGUUCGAUUUCAAAGGAGCAGGCGAGUGCGUUGGUCUUGCCCAUUGCCAGAUUUAUCAAUUCCUGUGCUGCAGAGCAGAUUCGUUUGCAGCCUGAUAAAUUCAUAUCUGUUUGCAAGAGGUUCAAGGAUCAAGUUAUGCUGCUUGAAGCACCAUUGCGAGGCGUGGCACCGAUGCUGACAGCCAUUCGGAAAAUUCAGGCCUCCUCAGAACACUUGACUUCUUUGCAUCCAGAGUUUCUUCUUCUUUGUUUGUUGUCAAAAUCCUAUAAAGCUGGAUAUUCUAUUUUAGAUGAUGACAUAUUUGAGGUUGAUCAGCCAAGGGAUCUUUUUCUCUAUUGCUAUUACGGGGGGAUGAUAUGCAUAGGACAAAAGCGUUUUCGCAAAGCGUUGGAGCUUCUUCACAAUGUUGUAACAUCUCCAAUGACUGUUGUUAAUGCAAUAGCUGUCGAAGCGUACAAAAAGCAUAUAUUAGUUUCACUCAUUCACAAUUGGAAUUUCUCUACCAGUCUUCCUAAAUACACCUCUUCAGUAGCUCAGAGGAAUCUAAAGAACUUUUCUCAGCCCUACAUUGAAUUGGCAAACUGCUAUGUCAGUGGAAAAAUUGUAGAUUUGGAGGCCUUGGUUGACAAAUACAGGGAAAAGUAUGAAAAUGACAACAAUCUUGGACUGGUGAAGCAGGUUAUAUCUUCCAUGUAUAAGCGAAACAUUCAGAGACUGACUCAAACAUACUUGACUCUUUCCCUUCAAGACAUAGCCAACAGCGUUCAACUAAACAGCGCUAAGGAAGCAGAAAUGCAUGUGCUACGAAUGAUUGAAGAUGGUGAGAUAUUCGCUACAAUUAACCAGAAGGAUGGAAUGGUUAGAUUUCUUGAGGAUCCUGAGCAAUAUAAAACCUGUCACAUGAUUGAACAUAUUGAUUCAUCAAUACAGAGGAUAAUGGCACUGUCAAGGAAGCUGACUGCUAUUGAUGAAAACAUCUCAACCGAUCCUUUGUUCAUGUCAAAGACUGGAAGAGAGCGGCAGAGAUUUGACUUCGAUGAUUUUGAUGGCGUCCCCCAGAAGUUCAUUAUAUGAAUCAAGCAGUAUCACUCAACAUAUCGACUUGAAGUUGAGAAUGGAGAUGGACAAAGAUGCUGCAGCACUGAAAUUGUUUUUUUUGGCUACUUAUUGUGCAAAGAGACGGAAGGUUCUGAGUCAUUUUCUCCCAAACGAGGCAGAGGUGUCUCUGGCUACCGUCUAUUUAUGGAACCAAUUUUGAACAUGCUUUAUGUUAACUUUUCUUUUGAUCA